AGACAAAGAGGAGAGACGUUGGACUGCUGCUGGCUCUGGAGGUCCGUGGUUAGGGUUAGUUAGCUGGUUACACAGUUGGAUAGUCAGGUCGGUUAGCUGUAGAGUUUGUAUGUUGGACGGAUGGACUCGGCUUCUCUCUGCAGCAGAAAAAGGCCCUGUGAUGGAGCUGUCCUCCACCCGCACCGGGAGGCCCAGCAGCCAUUCAGGAAGAGGGGGGAGGGAAUGAAGAGGCGAAGGAGAGGAGACUGUAAGGAGAACAGAGACCCUCGGGAUAAUCUGCAGAGGAAGAGUAGGGACCGGAGAGGGGCUCAGACCAGAAACCAGUUCACACCUACUUCUGUUUUUCGGUGUGGUAGUGAGAUCCAGUCCUGCAGAGCCGAAAUCCGAGUGGCUCUAAUCAGGAAGACCCGGAUCCAAACUGGGGCGAGCGGAUUGGACCUGGUUCAGGGUCUGACUGAGCCACAGCGGGACCAGCAACCAGCCCAGAGCACAUGGGUCAGAACCCUGUCCGAGGUUAGACCCAGGUCCGGGUCCAUGGGAAGCAUUCCUGAGACCAGGACCAGAAGGAGGAAGAAGGUCCAGCCGUCUGCGUUCAGAGGCAGAGGUCAGCUGCGACUGUCAGUCACCAGAGAGCUGCAACAGCUGAUCAUUCACAUCCAUGAGGCCAGAGGGCUGAUGGGAAAAUCCCAGAGAUCAUGUGACUCCUAUGUGAAGCUGGCCGUGACCUCUGACCUGCACCGCAGCAUCAGGAUUAAAACUGACACGGUCUACAACAACAAGAACCCGAAAUAUGAGCGCCGCUUUAAGCUGUGGAUCAGAGAAGAGCUCAUCCCGAGCAGGUUGCUGGUUUCAGUGUUCAGACGACCUGCUGACAACAGGCGCAGUCAGCUGAUUGGCUGUAUGAGCUUCGGGAUCGGCUCUCUCGUCUCGUCCUGUGAGCCCCUCAAUGGUUGGUUCUACCUCUUGGCGGAGGAGUAUGGGUGGAGCAAACACCUGAGAGUGACAUCACACAGAAGCAAACCAACAAGAAGCUCUGAAGAGGCGGGAGUGGACAUCAGAGCAGACCUUCGGAGGACUCCGGACUCCACCCCUGAUUCUGACCUGAACCACAUCGUUGAUGCGGCUGCCUCCACCAGUGCGUCCACGGCCAGCCUGACAAAGUCCACCUUCACCAGUGCCACCAGCACUAGCGGGCCAAAAGACCUGAUCUCCAGCCUCCACUCCGAGGUCACCAGCUACAGCAGCCACGCCUCCACACUGUACACCAACACCAACCAGCAGUACGCUGGCCGAGACGGCAGCGCUAUGCAGCGAAUGGAGGUGAGCAUCGCUCGAGGAAAAGAUGGAUUCGGUUUCACCAUCUGCUCUGACUGCCCGGUCAGAGUGCAGGCGGUAGAUCCAGGCGGUCCGGCUCAUCAAUCUGGACUCCGUCAGGGAGACUCGGUCCUGCAGCUCAAUGGGCUUCCUGUAGAGACCUGGAAGUGCGUCGACCUUGCCCACGCCAUCAGGAGCUGUCAGUCUCAGAUCGUGUUGGUGGUGUGGAGAAGUUUACCUGAGGUCCAGUCAGCAUGUGAUGCUAUGCUCCGCCCACACGCACACAGCGCGACGACAGGCAGGAAGUUGCUGUCUCACCCCACCCACAGCAAACAAGACCGCAAAUGGGGUCAGGGGUCAGGGGUCCGGGCCAGUUUGGGAGCUCUAGGUUCUCUAUGGAGGGAUAGAAAGGAGGACCGGGAGGAAGAGGAAGAGGAGGAAGACCAGGAGAUGUACACGCCUCACACCACCACCCUGAAGGGCACACGUGUGACAUCAUCAAAUGGAGACAAUUACAUCAUCCUGUCACCUGUCAACCCAGAAGGGCAGCUCCUGCAACCAGUUUAUCACGACAGGACUGGGACGAUCGGACAUCUGUACCAGACUCGCCCCAGAGGUCCGAACGUCCUCCACGACUCAUGUUUGGGGUCGUUACAGAGACCUUUUACCAGGCAAAUCUCCACCCUGCCUCCACCUCUUUCCUCCACAUCUUCGGCCCCGCCCAGAAACUCUGGCAACUACCAGAACUGCACCAUCGUUCAGUCACAUGUGCCCUGCUCAGGAUAUGGAACCUACGUCACCAUGGCGCCCAAAACCGUCAUCUUCCCUAUUUUCGUCCAGCCUCUCGAUCUCUGCAGUCCAGACAGAACCCUGCUGAUGUCUGAAGAGAUGAUCCUACACCAAGCCGACCUGCUGCCUGCAAAGGUGACCGUGUUGAUCUACACUGACCUGCUGCUACUUACCAGAGAGGAUGAAGCUGGACGCUGUAACGUCCUGCAGAGUCCGGUGUUCCUGAACACAUUGAAGCUCAGAGAGGCUCUGUCGGAGCCGCUCCACCUGUACUUCCUGCAGAGCGCUCCGAGCCGCCGCCGCCUCUUCAGCCUGGAGGCAUUCAGCAUCGAGCAGAAGGUCCGAGUCAGCCUCUGUCUCCACGAUAACAUCCAGCUGCAGCUCAUCACCACGGAGACCACACACACCCAGCAGCUGUCAGACCUCCCCUCAGACUUUGGCUUCCUCUCUCUCGGGCAGUCUGACCCCCUCUAUUGUCCUUCAUCUCCUUACUCUUCGCUCUGUGACUCCCUUAGACCUCCCUCCCCAUCUUCUUACUCCCCCAGUGCUCCCUUCUCCUCCUCCACUCUUCCUCCUGCUCCCGUCUCCCUUCUCUCUCCCUACUCCUCCUCACCACCUUCCAGGAACAUCAUCUCCUCAGCUCAGCUCCUCCCUCCACCUCACCGUCCCUCCUCCACUCUGAGGAGUCCUAUCUGGAAGGAGAGAGCAGGAGCAGAAGAGGAAGAGGAGAGGAGGAAGAGGAGACGGGAGGAAGAGGAGGUGGAGGAGCGGCAACAGGGGGAGGGGGAGAGUGCCUCAGAGACUUCAGAGAACGCGGGUGGUGUCGGGGGGCGGGGCUUCCUGCUCAGCCCUCACCACUUCAACAUGAACCAGGAGAGUGACCGUGAAGAGGAGGAAGAGAAGUUUAUCUUCAGACCACCAAUCCUACGUCGCUCGCUCUCCGAGGGUUCUCUGCUGCAAGAACCUCGAUCGCCCCACUUCCUGUCUGACAGCACCAUCCACCGCCUCACCCGUCCUGUGAACUUUGACCUCAGCCCCAACUCGAGCCCCGCCUCCCGAGCCCCCUCCCCACACACUCUGAGGAAGCAGCUGACCGGAGAGGGGGGGUCUCUGCACCAAAUGCUGAUGCUGCUCAACAGGACCAAGGCUGGAGAACCCAGAAACCCACAGCUGAAGAAGAAAACUCUAGCAGCUGAUGUUCGGAGCCGCCUGGCGUUUCUACGAAUGUGGAAAAAUGGCGCCGGUGUCCAUGGAAGCAGUUUGGAGAAAGCGCUGAAAAAUAACAGACCGUCUGCAAAGGAGGUGCUGAGGUGGGCGGAGAGUCUGGAGUCCCUGCUGUCCAAUCAGUAUGGUCUGACGGUGUUCCGUCACUUCCUGAGGUCAGAGUUCAGCGAAGAGAACCUGGACUUCUGGUUGGCUGUGGAGAGGUUUAAAAAGACACGCCCCUCCAAUAAGAUGGCUGCCAGAGCUGCAAAAAUCUACGACCACUUUAUUUCUACGACUGCAGCAAGACAGGUCAAUGUGGACUCGGCCAUCAGAGAGGCAACCAAUCAGAGCCUGCGCCUUGGCGUUAGCUCCGCCUCCUUCCAGCUGGCGCAGGAGCAGAUUUUCAACCUGAUGGAGACGGACAGUUACCCACGAUUCCUCAAGUCCCGCCUCUACACCCAGCUGGCCAGUCACAACACAGAGCAGCGGAUCAGACCAACCAGAGACGAGGGGCUGAUCUGAGUUUCUGACUGGCUGAACAAAUCUAUCAGUAGCAUUCUGGGAGAUGUAGUAUUGAGUGUUUUGGGACAUUUACCCUUUUCAUGAACACGUUAAACAACGUGAUUCUUACGCUAAUCUUCUUUUCUCGCUGAUCUCUGUUUAUUUAGAAACAUUUAACCCGUCCGUGUGAGUAAAACAUGGCCUCUGACCUUGAACCUGAAAUGAGAUGCCAUCUUUAGACUGUUAGGCGUUCUCAUGACCCAGGUGACGCCUUGCUCACAGGUUAAAAGGCUGUGAAGAAACACCGGCAGGACUUUCCCAUCAGCCUCGGCUGCAUGUCGUUGAUUCCAGAGCAGACUCUGAUUCAUGUUUUUAGCUAACGGCUAACUGAUGUAUCUCUGAUUAAAGCUGACUGAUGUCACA
Pelmatolapia mariae (spotted tilapia) is the source of this 4233-nucleotide messenger RNA. RefSeq names its product regulator of G-protein signaling 3-like. The transcript has 27 exons. NCBI's taxonomy places the organism in Eukaryota, Metazoa, Chordata, Actinopteri, Cichliformes, Cichlidae. Gene Ontology annotation, molecular function: protein binding. Gene Ontology annotation, cellular component: plasma membrane; nucleus. The coding region runs from base 121 to 3831 and encodes 1236 amino acids. The record is from RefSeq and is a predicted model, not a curated record.